Messenger RNA from Chelonia mydas (Green sea turtle), 2032 nucleotides. RefSeq names its product branched chain keto acid dehydrogenase E1 subunit alpha (gene BCKDHA). The transcript has 9 exons. Bases 34 to 1347 code for a protein of 437 amino acids. Gene Ontology annotation, molecular function: oxidoreductase activity, acting on the aldehyde or oxo group of donors, disulfide as acceptor. The record is from RefSeq and is a predicted model, not a curated record. Lineage: Eukaryota; Metazoa; Chordata; Testudines; Cheloniidae. Gene Ontology annotation, biological process: branched-chain amino acid catabolic process.
GGGCUCCGGGGCGGCCCCGCCUCCCGCAGCAAGAUGGCGGCGGGCUGGGCGCUGCGGCGGGGCCUGGGGCUGGGGCUGCUGCGGGGCCCGCGGGGCGCCCGGGGCCUCGGCUCCGCCCAUGUACUCCGGCAGCAGCAGGAGUUCACCUCCCUGGAGGAGAAGCCGCAGUUUCCCGGAGCCUCGGCCGACUUUGUGGACAAGCUGGAUUUUAUCCAACCCAACGCGAUCUCCGGGAUCCCCAUCUACCGGGUCAUGGACCGGCAGGGGCAGAUCAUCAACCCGGACGAAGAUCCUCAUCUCUCGCAGGAGCAGGUGCUGAAGUUCUACAAGACCAUGACGCUGCUGAACACGAUGGACCGGAUCCUGUACGAGUCGCAGAGGCAGGGCAGGAUCUCCUUCUACAUGACCAACUACGGGGAGGAGGGGACGCACGUGGGCAGCGCCGCAGCGCUGGAUGACACAGACGUGGUGUUCGGGCAGUACCGGGAAGCAGGUGUGCUGAUGUACCGGGGUUACCCCCUGGACCUGUUCAUGGCCCAGUGCUACGGCAACGCCAGCGACACCGGCAAAGGGCGCCAGAUGCCGGUGCACUAUGGCUGCAGAGACCGGCACUUCGUCACCAUCUCGUCCCCGCUGGCCACGCAGAUCCCCCAAGCUGUGGGGGUCGCCUACACCUUCAAGCGGGACAACGCCAGCCGGGCCGUGAUCUGCUACUUCGGGGAGGGCGCGGCCAGCGAGGGCGACGCCCACGCCGGCUUCAACUUCGCCGCCACCCUGGAGUGCCCCAUCCUCUUCUUCUGCCGCAACAACGGCUACGCCAUCUCCACGCCCACCUCGGAGCAGUACCGGGGCGACGGCAUCGCGGCCCGGGGCCCCGGCUACGGGAUCAUGUCCAUCCGCGUGGACGGGAACGACGUCUUCGCCGUGUACAACGCCACGCGGGAGGCCCGGCGCCGGGCCAUCGCCGAGAACCAGCCCUUCCUCAUCGAGGCCAUGACCUACAGGAUUGGGCACCACAGCACGAGUGACGACAGCUCGGCCUAUCGCUCGGUGGACGAGGUGAACUACUGGGACAAGCAGGACCACCCCAUCUCCCGCCUGCAUCACUACCUGCGGGGCCGGGGCUGGUGGGGCGAGGAGCAGGAGAAGAGCUGGAGGAAGAAAUCCCGCAAGAGGGUCAUGGAGGCCUUUGAGCAGGCGGAGCGGAAGCUGAAGCCCGGCCCCCAGCACCUGUUCUCGGACGUGUACCACGAGAUGCCCCCGCACCUGCAGAAGCAGCAGGAGGCGCUGGCGCGGCACCUCCAGCUGUACGGCGACCACUACCCCCUGGAGCACUUCGAGAAGUGAGGCCCCCGCUCACCCCGCCCCCUCCUGCCUCGAUUUCCCCUGGCUGCGCUGUGCCAGGGGCGGGCGCACGGCACUGGGGCAGCGGGCCCGGCGCCAGGGGAAGUCCUAGCUCAGACAGCGCCGCCCCCAGGCUUAGAUUAGCGCCUGGCCUCGCCCUGGCUGCUUAGGGACAGCUUGUCCCUGGGGCCAGCGGGCAGCUGCCCCCGGGCCCCUAGCGUCAGGCUGGGGCAGGGAGCCGCUUCGCUGCGGGGGGUGGGCACGGAUCUCGGCUGUGGCCAGCUGAUGCCGGAGAGCGGCACCAUCUACCCCGCCCCAGGGGCCAGCGUCUGCCUGCCUGCCAGCUGCAGGGACUCACUGUGCCCCGCCCUGGGGUCCCUGGGCUCCGGGGGGCUUUGCUGUGGGGUGGGGGGGCAGGGUAUUUUAGUGCAAUCUCAUAAAUCAGCCUCUGGUUCUGCAUUCUAGGCUCGGGAGAGCGGUGCGGGGUUGAACCAUGGUUCCCCGGGAGUCAGCCAGGCAGAGCCGGUCCCUCGCCGGUCAGGCCCCGGGCGCCUGGCUCUGUUAAACGUAGGCUAGGCAGUUGCUGUUACACUGGGGGGCUGGGAAAUCCGGCUCUGCCGUGGAGCCACAGGCCCCUGGGGCCUGGCUGUACCGGUGUGGGGGGGUCAAUAAACUCUCUGUGCACUAA